Molecule: messenger RNA, 1031 nt
Organism: Schizophyllum commune H4-8
Lineage: Eukaryota; Fungi; Basidiomycota; Agaricomycetes; Agaricales; Schizophyllaceae
Product: NAD(P)-binding protein
Exons: 2
Coding region: 1-990 (329 amino acids)
Source: RefSeq, a predicted model, not a curated record
AUGCCCGUCGUCCAGCGCCCUGUUCCUCAGCUUCCUGCGUCUCUUGACCUGACCGGGAAAACUGCUAUCAUCACGGGAGGCAACACUGGACUCGGCUUGGAGACAGCGAAGCAGUUCCUUCAGCGCGGUCUGUCGCACCUCAUCCUCGCUGUCCGCACUCCGGCCAAGGGUGAGGACGCUAAGCGCCAGCUGCUCGCAGAACCGUCGGUGGCAAAGCGCGCUCAAGCCCCCACCAUCGUCAUCUUCCGCCUCGACCUCACCUCGCAUGCAUCCCUCGUCGAGUUCGCAUCCCGCGUCGAGCGCGAGGUGCCCGCCGUCGACAUCCUCGUCCUCAACGCCGGCAUCUACCCUUUCAACUUCGAGCUCUCCCCUGAGACGAAGAACGAGAUCGGGUACCAGGUCAAUCACCUUUCGAACGCGAUCCUCGCGAUCCUCCUCCUCCCCGUCCUCCAGCGCACCGGCGGACCCGCGCACAUCACCGUCCUCGGCUCACGCAUGGCGACACGCCACACCUUCAAGAAGCGGCCCGUCGACCUGGAAAAGCCCAUCGCGGCGCACUUCAACAACCCCAAAUACUUCAACUUCAUCUCGCACUACAGCGACACGAAGUUCAUCAUCCAGUCUUUCCUGCACGCCCUCUCCGCGAAGGUAGACAGCAACCGAGUGAUCGUCAACGCCAUAUGCCCCGGGCAGGUGAACACGAACUUGGGGUCCCAGGAUGGCGCGCCCAAGUGGGCCGCUCUCAUCAAACCCAUCUCCAACUUGCGUGGACGUACGCCUGAGGUCGGCGCACGUUGCGUCGUGUUUGCUUCCGCCGCCGCGGGGCAGGAUAGUCAUGGGGCGUUGGUUUGUGAUAUGACAGUGUCUGCGCCUAUCCCGUACAUGGAAACGCCCGUCGGUCGCGCGAUGGAGGAGAAGAUCUGGAAGGAGGCGCUGGAAGCGGCGGAAGGUGUAGCGCCUGGCUCGCCAGCGAAGGCGGGCCUGGUGUGAAGAGAUGUAUUUCUGCCAUGACUGCUGACGGGGAUCUUGAC